Messenger RNA from Rhinichthys klamathensis goyatoka, 1064 nucleotides. RefSeq names its product lysophosphatidic acid receptor 5b (gene lpar5b). Gene Ontology annotation, biological process: phospholipase C-activating G protein-coupled receptor signaling pathway; positive regulation of Rho protein signal transduction. The transcript has a single exon. The coding region runs from base 137 to 1063 and encodes 308 amino acids. Gene Ontology annotation, cellular component: membrane. Gene Ontology annotation, molecular function: lysophosphatidic acid receptor activity. The record is from RefSeq and is a predicted model, not a curated record. Lineage: Eukaryota; Metazoa; Chordata; Actinopteri; Cypriniformes; Leuciscidae.
AUCUACAUCCUUCCUCAUAGUCGUUUCAUAUCUCUCUGGAUUAUCUCAAAAUCGCUAUUAAAAUCCACCCAGAGGACAAUUAAAAACUAAGAGGCCAACUUCGACCCAGCCUUUCUGAUUCCUGUACGCCUGAAACAUGUCUGGGAACUCCACCAACUCAUGCAUUGAUGCACUCGAUCCUUCCAACCGGUUCCUGGUCUCGUCUGUCGUGUAUGGACUGGUUCUGGCAGUGGGUCUUCCCCUCAACGCGGUGUCCCUGUGGAUCCUCCUGCGCAGUCACGGGCUCCGGUCACCAUGCGCCGUGCUCAUGGUGAACCUCGCCGUGUCCGACCUGCUCCUCGUGCUCUCCCUGCCGCUGCGCGUCUACUUUUACGCAACGCUCCAGUGGCCUUUUGGAGUGGGCACGUGCACCGCUGCCAUCCUACUGUUUCGCGUCAACAUCAGGACGAGCUGUAUCUUCAUCACUUUAAUAAGCGUGGACCGGCUGCUCGCCCUGGUCUUCCCUCUGCGCUCCCGGUCUCUGCGAACCACCGCGUGCGCCUGCAAGUGCUGCGUGGCUGUGUGGAUCCUCAUCACCAUCCUUUGCAUCCCGGAGAUUUUACAUCUUCGCAGCAAACUGAAAAAGUGCCCCAACUACACACCGUGCUUCGAGUUUCAAGUGCUCGCCAAGGGUUCGCCAACCUCCGCGAUUGCACAGGCGACAUUUAUAUUAAUUCUGCUGGUGGUCAAUAUCGUCUCCACAGUCGUGGUCAUAGUCGCACUGAGUAAGCGUCCCAGCACUGGCGCCGCCAAGAUCAACAACAAAAUGAACGUGAUACUGAUUUUUGCAGUCAAUAUGUUGGUGUUUAUUAUAUUUUUCCUGCCGUUUACUAUAAUACUCUUAAUAAAAACGCAGGACAAAGAAGGACAGAUUUUACGAGGGCUCAUCUGCCUGGCGAGUGUCAACUGCUGUCUGGAUCCGCUCAUCUACUAUUUCUCCCUGGACUCCUUCUGGCAGGACAAGGGGAAAAGACAAACGGAUGUGGGAACGUAUUCUCUCAGCAGGACGAUGGAAAGGUCUUAAA